AUGAUUGCUUGCGAUGGCUGCAACGAAUGGUUCCACUACCGAUGUGUAGGUGUGCAGGAGAGCAACAUCCGUGAUCAGGAGAUGUGGUUUUGCCCGACGGAGAAGUGCCAGAAGGUUGAAGAAGAGCAGGCAAAGCAGCUGGAAUAUCCAAAGAAGAAAGGUAAAUCCUCCAAAAAGACGCUCGUAACGGACGAGAACUCGGACAAGUCUAGCGUCAAGUCCGAUCGACAGUCCGGUUCCCUUCUUGAGAAAAAGCUUAAAGAACUAGAGAGGGAGCAAAGAGCGAAGGAGAAAGAGUUGGAGAUGGAACGCCUGUUGAGGCAGAAAAGGAUGGAGAUGGACCGCGUUCUGAAGGAAAAGAGACUCAAAAUGGAAAACGAAAUGCGGCAACAGGAAAUGGAACAAGAAAAGGAAUUGCUUGAAAAGGCUCUUAAGGAUGAGCAAGCUCAUUUAAAACAAAUGGAGCAAAUGCGUGAAAAGUACCAGGCGAAGAUAGCAAGCGUGAAGGGAAAGUUGAAUGCUACGACUGAUUCCAAAAACCAAAAAAGGAAGCAGGAUCCACUGGAAGGACAUUCGAAAGGCAACAAGCUAGCACAGGAGAAGAACCAAAGCGGAUUAAAGCCGGCAAAGGGUACAAAAAGUGGAAAAACGGAAGCAAGGCCUGUGGAUUCGGAAAAUGAAGACAGCGAAGAAGAAACUGAGGAAGGAGAAUCUGAUUCUGGAGAUGACGGAUCGGAUGAAGAAAACGAAGAGGAAAAUGAGGAAUCCGAAGAAACAUACGACGAAUCUGAGGAGGAAUCAGAGGAAGAAAUGAAACCGGAAAAGAAAUCGAAGAAAAGGCAAGUAAAGAAGAAAGUAGAGCUACACGGGCUGGGGCAGAAAUCUGCUGGACCUACGAAGACGCAACUGGCUGCGCGGAACGGAAUCUGCAGGAAACUUCCCAUAUUCACUGGGAAACCGGAGGAAUGGCCUCUGUUCAUAGGCAGCUACGAAGCGUCGAACGAAGCAUGUGGAUACAACGAUAUCGAAAAUCUUGUUCUUCUACAAGAGAGUCUUAAAGGACCAGCAUUGGAGAGCGUUCGGGGACAAUUGCUGCUACCAAAAUCCAUACCGAAAGCCGAGAAGUUGGGAACGUUUAUUCCUUUCGGAAAUGCAGUAGAGCAACUUUGCGACCACCUUGAAGCGGCGGAUCUGGAACAGCAUCUCGUGAAUCCAUUGCUGGUACAGAGUCUGGUGGACAAACUUCCUUCAUCCGAUAAACGCGAAUGGGUGCGCUUCAAAACCAAAAAGAAGAAAGCCACCUUGAGGACGUUUGCUGAUUUUCUCUCGAGAAUUGUAUCGGAAGCAUGUGAAGCCAAUGCCUGCGUCGAAGUUAAAGGAGAAGCUAAAGACAGUCGUUACGGAAAAGCUGGUAAAGGAGCAGUAAAGGAGAAAGGAGCAUUCUAUAACCACAGCGUGAGCGAAAGCUCGAGAGAAAGUAAUGCAGUUAGCACCACUGUACCCGAGAAUCUAAAGCCUUGCAAAGCGUGCAAGCGUACAGAUCACCGGCUGCGGUUUUGUCAAGACUUCAAAGCUAUGUCGAUCGUGGAUCGUAUGAAGAUUGUUGAAAAAGCCAAGCUGUGUAAAAUCUGUCUGAAUGACCACGGAAAUGCAGUUUGUCGAUUCAAGAUGCGAUGUAACGUCGGCGAGUGUUGGGAGCGCCAUCAUCCUCUGCUGCAUCCAACAGUAUCAUCAAUUGUGAUGAACACACACAUCAAUCUUCAAGGGACUGUCCUCUUCCGAAUGAUUCCAGUGUCGCUACAUUGUGGGAAUCGGACAGUGAAAACACUAGCUUUCCUGGAUGAAGGAGCCUCAAUUACGUUGGUGGAGCGAUCGCUAACCGACCAACUCGGAGUGAAAGGAAUUCUUCAGCCACUCACGAUAAAAUGGACCGCUGACGUCACUCGAGUUGAAGAAGGCUCAACAAAGAUGAAUCUGUGGAUAUCCGCUUCAGGAGACCAGGAAAAGCUGUUUUUGAAAUCCGUACAGACUGUGGAACAACUUCUUCUGCCGAAACAAUCACUGGACGGCACAGCAAUGUCUUCUGUUUACCAUUUCCUUCGUGAUCUACCGAUCUCAUCGUAUUCCAGUCAAAGACCCGGAAUUCUAAUCGGUUUGAACAACCUUCACGUUAUCGCACCGAUGCAAGCAAAAAUUGGAGAACAAGGAGAGCCAAUCGCUGUAAGGUCUAAACUCGGCUGGUCAGUUUACGGACCUACAGGAGGACAACCGCAUAGACAGAAUUUCGUAGGGUAUCACCAUGAAAUAACUAACGAAAAUCUGCACAACCUGCUGAAGGAACAAUACGCGCUGGAGGAGUCGGUGGUUGCUGUGUCACAGGAGUCGAAGGAAGAAAUACGAGCUCGAGAGAUCCUAGAACGUACUACAGUGCGCGUCGGUGACCGCUUCGAAACCGGAAUGCUGUGGAAAACCGACAACCCAAAAUUUCCGAACAGUUUUCCCAUGGCGGUACGCAGAUUAAAACAGUUGGAGCAACGGCUGGAGAAGACACCGGAGUUGUAUGAAAACGUGCGAAAGCAGAUCGAGGAAUACCAGCAUAAGGGCUACGCACAUCUAGCGACACAAGAAGAAUUGGCUGAAUUCGAUCCGCAGGAGUCAUGGUUCCUUCCCAUCAACGUAGUUCUGAACCCAAAGAAACCUGCAAAAGUAAGGCUGGUGUGGGACGCAGCGGCAACGGUAAAUGGUGUUUCUUUGAAUUCCCAGUUGCUCACAGGUCCAGACAUGCUCACUCCACUACCGGGUGUUCUCAACCGUUUUCGGGAACGACCCAUCGGAUUCGGCGGAGAUAUUCGUGAGAUGUAUCAUCAGCUACUGAUACGGGCGGCAGAUAAGAAGGCACAGAUGUUCGUGUUCCGAGACUCAUCACGCGAUUCUCCAAGCGUGUACAUAAUGGAUGUAGCGACGUUUGGAUCCAAAUGCUCACCGUGCCAAGCGCAGUUCGUGAAGAAUCAAAAUGCCAUCGAGUUUUCUACGCAAUUUCCAGAAGCAGCAGCAGCGAUAAUAGAGAAGCACUAUGUCGACGACUACUUCGACAGCGUCGAUACAAUCGAAGAGGCCAUCACUAGAGCAACGGAUGUGAGAUAUGUUCACUCGAAGGGAGGUUUUGAGAUUAGGAACUGGGUGUCGAACUCCGGAGCGUUUCUCGAUGAACUGGGAGAAGUCCGGCAAGACCAGUCGGUACAUUUCAAUCAGGAUAAGGAAAGCGGGACUGAGCGAGUACUUGGCAUCAUCUGGGAUCCAAGGCACGAUGAGUUUUCGUUCUCGAUGGAGCAUCGGCAAGACGUGCGGCCGUAUCUGCUCGAAUGUCAACGUCCUACAAAGAGAAUAGUUCUGAGCUGCGUAAUGGGAUUUUUCGAUCCGUUAGGUUUGCUCACACCAUUCACAAUCCACGGAAAAAUGGUGGUGCAAGAUCUGUGGCGAACAGGCUGCGAAUGGGAUGACGAAGUAGACGACGAGAGUCUUCGUAAGUGGGAACGCUGGACGGGUCUGUUGCCGACGGUGGAAGACAUACGUAUACCUCGCUGUUACUUCAAAGAGUUUCGCUCAACGUCCAUCAACUCUCUGGAGCUGCAUGUUUUUACUGAUGCAAGCAUUCACGCAUACGGUUGUGCUGCCUACUUCAGAGCUGUAAUCGACGGAGAUGUAAGGUGCUCGCUGGUGAUGUCACGUUCGAAGGUGGCUCCAUUAAAACUACAGUCAGUUCCACGUCUCGAACUGAUGGCUGCUGUUCUCGGGGCGAUGAUGCUGCAAACGGUAAGAUUAAACCAUUCACUUACCAUUUCAAAAUUCGUUCUUUGGAGUGAUUCGCAAACGGUGCUGAGCUGGAUCCGGUCAGAUCAGCACAAAUACAAGCAAUUCGUUGCUUUCCGAAUCUGUGAAAUAUUGGAACUGACGUCUACUAACGAUUGGAGGUAUGUUCCGUCCGAUUUGAAUAUCGCCGACGUCGUUACGAAAUGGGGACAAGGACCACCACUGGAAUCAGACGGUCCAUGGUUCAAUGGUCCACAGUUUCUACAUAAGCCAGAGUCAGAGUGGCCCGAGCAGCAGAAAGCGAAGUUCAACGUCUUGGAAGAGAUGAAAGCAUGCAUGCUGUUCCACGACGCAUCCAGUCCGGUUAUCAACGUCAACGUAAUGUCACGGUGGUUGAGGUUGAUUCGAAUAGCAGCCAACGUAGUUCGGUUCAUUGCCAACUGUCGGCGAAAAAUAGCUAGGCAUCCAAUCCUAGUAUCGAAGGCGGGACGCAACUUGGAGCGUUCUGUCAUAGCGAAACCGGAAUCCAUCUGGUCGCCGCUGCUUCAAGACGAGCUCCAAGCAGGAGAAAUUAUGCUUGUGAAACAAGCCCAGCAGGACAGCUUUGAGGAGGAAGUGAAGAUAUUGGAAACCAGCCGUGGACGCAACCCGGAUCAAUCGCCGGUACUCGUUGACAAGUCAAGCUGGCUCUACAAGCUGAGUCCGAUCAUCGAUGCCAAUGGAAUUGUGCGCAUGGGUGGAAGAUUGGCGCUAUCGGAAUCGGUUCCUUUCGAUACGAAAUUUCCGGUAAUUCUUCCCAAGCGACAGAUCACAAGUAUGAUCAUCCAAUAUUACCAUGAAAAAUAUGGUCAUGCCAACAAGGAGACCGUGUUCAACGAGCUUCGUCAACGCUUCUACAUCCCAAAGCUUCGAUCAACCAUUUCGCUAGUCGUGAAAGACUGCAUGUGGUGCAAAGUCAACCAAUGUCAGCCACAAGUUCCGGUGAUGGCACCACUUCCGGUUCAACGGGUCACGCCGCAGUUGCGCCCCUUCAGCUCGGUCGGAGUUGAUUAUCUGGGUCCUGUAGAAGUAUUGGUCGGUCGUCGAAGAGAGAAGAGAUGGGUAGCUCUGUUCACUUGCCUUGCGGUACGAGCCAUUCACCUCGAAGUGGUGCAUAGUUUGACCACGCAAGCUUGUAUGAUGGCGAUAAGGAGGUUCAUCUGCAAGCGAGGUUCGCCGGACGAAUUCUUUUCGGACAACGGAGCCAACUUCAAGGGUGCAAGCAAUGAGAUGUACAAAACGAAGCAGAAGGUCAGUACAGAAUGUGCGGAAAGUGUCACAAGUCCAGCAAUCAAGUGGCAUUUCAUCCCUCCCGGAACACCCCACAUGGGGGGUAGCUGGGAAAGAAUGGUGAGAUCUGUUAAGGAAGCUAUGAGAGCUUUAGACGACGGCAGAAAGCUAACGGAUGAAAUACUCUUGACCACGUUGUCGGAGGCGGAGGAUAUGGUCAAUUCACGUCCGUUGACAUAUCUUCCACAAGAAACUGAAGAAACCGAAGCCAUCACACCAAAUCAUUUUUUGCGCGGGGCUGUCAAGGAUGAGGAUCAGAUUGUCGAUGGGGAGGUUGAACUGGCAGAUGCUCUGAGGAACGUUUAUAAGCGGUCACAGUACCUGGCCGAUAGGAUGUGGAAGAGGUGGAGCAAGGAGUACCUACCCAGUAUCAAUCGGAGGACAAAGUGGUACGAAGAGCGAAGACCGUUGCAAGUGGGAGAUUUGGUGUUCAUAGUAGAUGGUGCACAGCGGAAGAAUUGGGUCCGCGGAAUAGUUGAAGAGGUUGUAGAAGCUGUGGAUGGCAAGAUCCGGCAAGCCAUGGUGAAGACAAAUAAAGGCGUAUUUCGGAGAGCAGUGGCCAACCUAGCCGUAGUGGAGAUUCCCGGUAAUUCCGGGACAUCCGGCAGAGCGGAACCGGAGUUACGGGCUGGGGUGUAA
This is a messenger RNA of Ochlerotatus camptorhynchus, 5778 nucleotides long. RefSeq lists its product as uncharacterized. Gene Ontology annotation, molecular function: nucleic acid binding. The coding region runs from base 1 to 5778 and encodes 1925 amino acids. Lineage: Eukaryota; Metazoa; Arthropoda; Insecta; Diptera; Culicidae. The transcript is spliced from 2 exons. Gene Ontology annotation, biological process: DNA integration. The record is from RefSeq and is a predicted model, not a curated record.